Molecule: messenger RNA, 2417 nt
Organism: Salmo salar (Atlantic salmon)
Lineage: Eukaryota; Metazoa; Chordata; Actinopteri; Salmoniformes; Salmonidae
Biological process (GO): protein polyubiquitination; SCF-dependent proteasomal ubiquitin-dependent protein catabolic process
Cellular component (GO): SCF ubiquitin ligase complex
Molecular function (GO): protein binding
Source: RefSeq, a predicted model, not a curated record
AUAAAUGUAAAUAACAUUAGCCUGCGCACUGCUUACUCAAACUUGAAACCCAUGAACAUUUAAGAACCUUGACGCGCGAUUUGAUGACGACGUUAUCAACAACAACUCAGCUGUUAACCUUGUAAGCUAGCUGGCUAACCAAUACUUUCUUUACAUAAAUUGGUCUUAUAGACAUUUGUUCUCCGCAACCUAUGUAAUUAAACAUAAUUAUCUACAAGAAAAAACGACCAAAGUUGCUAGGAAAUAGCUACUUCUCUUCUUCUUGUUGCAUACAAUCAUCACAAGACUUUGGAAGAGCUGGACCAGAAUUUAUAUGGCAUAAUUAAAUCAGAAUUAUCCUGGUGGGGAUUUUGUCCUCCACCAAUGAACACCAUGUCCCCAAGGAAGAAGCUUCUUGUCCCUGUCAGUAGAAGAAGAAUGGCAAAAGCAGGGGAUGACUUAUUUCCUUUCAAUCUUCUGCCGGUGGAAUGCCAGCUCCAUGUGCUUUCCUUCCUGAGUGAGGUUGACAAGUGCAAUUCUGCACUUGUAUGCUCCAGUUGGAGUUGCCUUGUGCGAUCAGGGAAGCUUUGGAGAGUGGCAGACUUUUCUCGCCGUGGGGUGAUCCACCUUGGACAAGAAGGACUGCUGGUGUCCAACAGAGAGUUUGAGCGUUGGAAAGCAUGGGUUCACCACUACACCCACCACCUUAUAUCCCGUGGGGCAAGCCUGCUCACCCUAAAAGCCAGCUUUGACCUGGGGGACCAGUGCAACAAAUGGGGAGAGCUUCUCUCUGACCUCCUGGAAAAUGUCCACUGCAGGGAUCUCAGUCAUCUGGACCUGAACUGGACAUUCACACUACUGGAGCCACUGGACCUGCGGGUUGGUUCCAAUUCACACCAUGACAGCAUUACCAAGAUCAAGAUGGACCAGGUCACUAACUUUCAGGUGCUACUGGGAAAACUUUCCCACAGCUGCCCUCGGAUCACCAAGAUGCGCCUGCACUUUGACUGGUCUGAGACAUCAGUGUCACUCCUUACUCAUUUCCAGCACCUCCGUGUCCUUGAACUCAAGUACUUUUGGGUCUUCAAAGGAGUAAGCCCAAGCACUUUGCAGACCCUGACCAAGUCACUGCCCAACCUUAAGUCCUUGACAUUGCAUAUCCUGGUGCCACUCCGAAACCUUGGCAUAUCUUACACACUGGAGUCCAUGUCUCUAGAGUUCCUGGAUGUAUCGCCUAGUCGUGGUCUGGUCUUCUCCAGUCUUAAUCUGCCAGCAUUACGGGAGCUAAGGGCCAAAAAGAUUGUCCGUGGCAUUACUUUAGACCGUCGAACCAGGCUUAGGAUACAGAGCAGAUGGCCCUGUCUGUACCAGGUUCUAAGAGAGGGGACCCCCAGGCUACAGGCCCUUAACAAUGAGCGACUGCUUCCUGGUUGGAGAGAGCAGAGUUACAGAGAGCUGUCAUCUAUCCUCCAGCAGUCCUGUUAUUGUCUCCAACACCUGGACAGUUGGCUCUGGUAAACAAAAUGCUAUUACAAGACAGAAUCAUAAGCUGUUGGAAUUCAGUACAGCUUAUCAGGAAUGCAGCAUAGUUAGGCUAAUCAGGGUCCAUUCCAAUGGUGGCUGGAACGUUUUAGCUUAUUCCUUCACCAUUCAAUUGCACAAAAGGAUUGUGUAUUUGAUUUUUUUUAUUUUACCAUCCAACAGACAUUUUAAAAUGUUUUUCUUAACUUAUUUCUUAGUUUACUGAAGAAGCUGAAUCAAUCAUAAUGUUUAAUUGGUUCAAUAUUUCUCUCACACCAUUGACAACUAAAAACAAUACACAUACUGUAUAUACGGAUUUCAUAUUUCAUAUGCUGUUCUUGAGUGAAGGAAUAUAAUAAGCCUUUAGAUCUUCCACGAUAAACAUUUGCAUUGAUUCCUUGUGUGUGAUAUUGAAACAAUAGUUCUCUGUUAAAAUAAUUGUAACAAAUAUACAUUGAAUGUUCAGAAUUUCAACUUAUUCCACUCAAUGGAAAAUUGCCUUUGUGUGAAAUAACAGGUUUACUUGACAUGUUGUCAGGUAUUUUUGGGGGGUAACUUGCUUGUAGGGUAAACAAACACAUAUGUAUUACUUCAAGAAUAGAAUUAGUGAUGCUGCAGUGCCUCGCUUAACCAUGAGGUCCUUAUCCUUAAUGUUUUUGUUUGAACAUGAAGAUUUCUCUCAAAAGGUGUAAUUUGCAACUGCACUGGUAAACAAAUAAUCUGCGCUCUCAUUAAUUAGUUUGUAACCAGCAAUGUAGUUAGGCCUAUUUAUGGAGGGUAUUAGAAUAAUGACAUUCCAACAAAUCAUUGAAUUGUAUCCUGACAUUUCCUUUUUUGUCAUUGUUUUGUUGAUAUAAAACUCCUUUGCUGUGAUUUUACAAUACAAUGGAUCCAUUAAAGGACCCAUGUAAAGUUUU